AUGGAGCUUCCAAGUAUUGAACAAUUGAACCUGCAAGCUAGUCCGUCCGAGAUCGAUGAAUGGGUAGAGCGAUUCGAACUGUGGUGCAAUAUUCGAAAAUGUGUUUUGCAAAACCAAUCGGCUCUAUUUCUCACUGCUGGCGGCCGUGACUUGUAUUCGCUGCUGAAAAACCUGGCGUUUCCCGAGGCUCCCGUCAAACUACCAUACGAGUCCUUGAAAUCGCUCCUGCUCAACCACCUGCCACCUAUUGAAUUCCAAGCCCUCAAACGUGCUAAAUUCAAUUCCAUGAUCCGUGCUGACCACAUGUCUUGCCGUGAUUUCAUUCUGCAGCUAAACAGACAGGCAUCACACUGCAAUUACGGCGAUCGUUUGGAAGAACAGAUGUGUGACCGUUUGGUAGCGGGCAUCAACAAUCUCACUCUGAAACGCAAGUUACUGGAGAAGAAGGAUUUAAUUUUUGCCGAAGCUCGGAGAAUGUGUGAACAGCAUGAUGACUUGAUGAAGGCUACUUCCAGCGAAGCAGUCACAUUAUUCUAA
This is a messenger RNA of Echinostoma caproni, 537 nucleotides long. NCBI's taxonomy places the organism in Eukaryota, Metazoa, Platyhelminthes, Trematoda, Plagiorchiida, Echinostomatidae. The record is from the annotation of a GenBank genome assembly.